Molecule: messenger RNA, 7228 nt
Organism: Acanthaster planci (crown-of-thorns starfish)
Lineage: Eukaryota; Metazoa; Echinodermata; Asteroidea; Valvatida; Acanthasteridae
Gene: napepld
Product: N-acyl phosphatidylethanolamine phospholipase D
Biological process (GO): N-acylphosphatidylethanolamine metabolic process; N-acylethanolamine metabolic process
Cellular component (GO): cytoplasm; membrane-bounded organelle
Molecular function (GO): N-acylphosphatidylethanolamine-specific phospholipase D activity
Source: RefSeq, a predicted model, not a curated record
GAUUCAAUGAUCUCUAUAAGCUCGCAAUGCCCUUAAUCAUUAAGGGCAUUGCGAGUCCAGAUUUUUUUUAUAUACGUUUGUGGUUUUGUACAUAGGCUAUAUACAGUUCUUAAUAGUACUAGCCCCGCCUAGGUUUGACGUUGUCUUCAUUUCAUUACCACUGACGUAGCAGGGAAUCCACCUUGGCUAUACGGUAUACCUACGUGUAAUUUUGUAAGCUCGUGCAAGGCUUGUUUUUUGGCAUUCAUGGAGGUUUAAAUCGACGGACUGCAACUGAGGAAAUACCUGCCAGACAUUAACUGUCAAGCUUUUCAUGAUUUGAAGUUCCGUGCCAGUUCAAGUUUAAAGCUGACUCUUGCAGGCUAAAUUUGACCUCUGACCUGUGAAUCAUUCUCACACAAACGUGGGAGAGUUACCAUUGAACCUGCUCUAAAGUGAACCCAAAGUGUGUCUUAAUUGCCACCGCCGGAGCCAAGGGAGAAUACUGGUGCAUUGAGGACGGCCCAAAAGGCUUCAGGUCAAUCUCAUGCGCACAGCCAGCCAGGAAAAUGAUUCACUGUUCCCUUAAUGCCCCCAGGGAAACGUAGUGUUAAGACUCCAGAUGAAGAACUUGUAAAGGAAGGAGGAAGGGGGGGGGGAUUGCGGCUUGUCUUGCAUAUUCAUGUCAAAGCGGCUCCCAGCGCUUGACAGGCCAGGUUUGCUAUUCCUGUCACUUCUUGGUCGGGGAGAAGUCGGAAAUCAUGACGCUUCCUGGGAGCUGGAGGAGGUACGUCUGCAGCAGCCGCGGUCUGCGGGCUUGCUAAACUGGCUAAGCCAAGGUUUCAUCAUCUACAUGUACAUUACAUGGAGGUAUGAGCACCGGUACCAGUCUGCACCUUGGCGACUUGAUGGGAUUAGAACAUACGCAGAAUUGAGGUUCUUGUAGAUUCGCAGUUUUUUUUGUGUUAUUGGACUGAGUGGAUGAAUGUUUGGUGCCUCUGAGGUCAGCUUCUUAGGUUGAAGCGUGGAAGGAGGCCAGGAUCAGCUCUCCUGCUUCAUUUGGUCAGAGACAAAACGGCAACAGACCUGUUGAAUGUGACUGAAAUAUUCACAAGAUAAAAGCUGCUGUCAUCCCGUCGUGUUCACAUGCCUGUGAUUAGCCUAUCCACGUACGUAGUUUCCUCAGAUGUGUCAAAGCCUGGCUUAACCAUGGCAGGCCAUGGUGAGCAGCGGGCACCCCUGGUCCACACUGAGAGGUUGGGACCCUUCAGCACUGAUGACUUCUCAUCUCAAGUUAAAAUGGAUAAACACCAUUGUGCUUCUGAAGCAGAAGCAACUACGGUGAUCUCCAUGGAUGUCUUGAAUGUGGACCCCCUGAGUACCCUCGAAUGCUUGGAGAUGGAAGCCUCCCCGGGCAGAUUGUCAGGUGCUACAGACGAUCUGAGCGGUCCAGUCGCAACUAUCCGAGAGGGUAGGUUUGUUGACAGGAGCGACCAUUGGGACCCGACGUUGAGAAACUCGGACCCCCUGAGCACUCUGGAACACCUUGAGAGGAUCGAUGCGGAUUAUGACGACCCGUUGAACACUGCAGAUCCGUACGCUAAAAUACUCAAGUCCCAAUGCUCAGAGAAGAUUGUCCAUCACAAGAGGACUGGCUUGGAUGAAAAUGGAGGCAGUCUUCAGCCUCAUGACGUACAUGUAAUCAGCAGCCAGGUGAAACCAAGUUUGGGCUUAAUUCUGUCCAAUCCCUGUGACGGGGGGGCCAAGUCAAGAGAGUUACCGGUACCAGACCCGAAACUGUCCCCGGGCUAUACACCCAUUCACCGGAGGCAGCCACAGAGGUGCGAGGUGACCCCAGAGAUGGACCAGCGCAUCUCGCGGGUGGCCACCAUCCUGCAGGCAGAGUACGGGCUGAGCAACACCAAUCAGAGCAACCAGGGCCUGGCGGGCUGCCUGGGGUAUAUUGAGGACGGCUACUCCACCAUCAGUAAGUACAGAGAUGAGGGAGAGGAUGCUGAGGUGAACGGUCAUCAACAACCUCCGCCGACUGUGGAAGGAGGAUCCCACCUACAGACUGUCAUGAGACAGCACAAGAACCCCGCACCCGAAUGCAGAAACAGCACGGCACGGUACAGCUCUUGCGUGUCCGCACUGGAAAUUAACACAAGCAGACAGAAGCUCUUACGUGAUGAUAAGGUUCGCUUUGGCACCCUGGAUCCAAGGAAACUGGAGGACGUCACGCAGUCCAAGUUUGUCGACGGCCGUUACGUAAACCCAUGGGACACCUGGAGGGAGCCCUCUGCGGGCAGUGCCCUCAAGUUCUUCUGCAUGCGCAGCCACAGUGGAGUGCCCUCCAAGGAGGUUCUCGAGCAGACUCUACCUGUGCUGACUCCCGACCCUAGUAAAAUUGACACACCACCCACGUCUGGCAUCAAUGUGACCUGGAUUGGGCAUGCCAGCCUGCUGGUCCAAUUUGAUGGUGUCUCCAUCCUGACUGAUCCCAUCUUCAGCAGCUUCUGCGGGCCCGCCUCUCUGGUCGGCUACAAGCGCUUUCGGCCGGUGCCCUGCACCAUAGGUCAGCUGCCCAGGAUCCAUGCUGUGGUCAUCAGCCACUCCCACUACGACCACCUGGACCUACCGACGGUGCAGGCAUUGAACAGCCGCUUUGGUAGUGACCUGCGGUGGUUCGUGCCCCUGGGGAUGAAGGAUUGGUUCACCAGGACCGGGGUGGAGGACGUCAUUGAGCUGGACUGGUGGCAGGAGAACUGCAUCCCGACUCAUCCGAAGGUGACCUUUGCCUUCACUCCCACCCAACACUGGUCCAUGCGCACUGGCUUGGACAAGUGCAAGAGCCUGUGGGGGAGUUGGUCCGUCAUCGGACCCAACCAUAGGUUCUUCUUUGCCGGGGACACAGGCUUCUGCAAAGCCUUCAAAGAGAUCGGGCAACGGUACGGCCCAUUUGACGUGGCUGCUAUCCCAAUUGGAGCGUACGAGCCGAGGUCUGUCUUAGAGCCGCAGCAUGUCGACCCGUCCCAAGCUGUGCAGAUCCAUCGGGAUAUCCGGAGCAAGCAGUCGGUUGCAAUCCACUGGGGAACGUUUCAGAUGGGAAAGGAGCACUACUUGGCUCCGCCGGACGACCUGAAGAAGGCCCUGGAAGAGGCUGGUCUAACGGACGUGAACUUCUUCACCAUGAAGCACGGCGAAACCAGACAUUUAGCGGGUAAAGAAGACGGGACAGCCUAAUAAAUGCCCGGUUUAAAUCUCGGUGUUCAAACUUGUUGCACGGGGCAAAGGCUGCAGUGAGCACAAUGUUCUAAAUAAUGUAUCAUACAUCUAAACCACCAAAACACAUUGUUGAAAUGAUCAGGGGACAGAGCAUUACAGUUGUAUGUUACGUGAAAUUUUCAUGACUGUGACAGAACACGACAGUUUUGCUACGAAGGUUUCAUGUAAAAAAUUGCCAUAGGAAAGCGCACGAACACAAAGCGUGACGUAAUUAUGUUUAAGGUCAAUUUACAAUACUUCUUUAUGUUUCCGAGGUAUCUCUGAAAGACUUUCAGAUAUAUCCAAAUUUAUUUCGAGAUAUCUUUUAAUUUAUGUAAAUGUGUCUCGAAAUCCAUUCGAAGAUGUAUCUAAAUUUAAAUUUCAGAAAUCUGAUAUUUGCGAGUCUAUUUUGCGGUUUAAAUAAAUUUAUUUCAAGAUAUCUUAAACCUUUUUCAUGUUUUUCUUACGUUACCUGUAUUGAUUUAAGAUAUAUUUCUUAAUGUCAAAUUAUCUCCGAAUCCAUUUCGAAAUAUAUAGAUUUCAUUGCAAGAUAUCUCGAAAUCCCUUUUAAAGUCUGAAACUUUUAUAUACAUAUAAGCAGUUAUCGUUUCCGUUAAAUUCUCUUUUCAUGGCAAAACUGUGCCAACGAAGUGGAAAGGAUUACAUAGAAAAAUCAUUUCGGGAUAUCCAGAGAAAUCAUUUCGGGGUAUCCAGAAAAUCGAUUCCAAGACGUCUUGAUAUUUUUUUCUUACUUAAGCGGAGACAGCUGUGAAUGCACUUAUAACGUUUUUAAUUGAUGUGAAUAACACUCUCACGUCUGUGUGCCAUACCAAGUUUAACAAUUACUACUGCAAAAUGAAACAAGUUAGAGAGCCAUGCGCUGGAAUCGAAAAGUCCGGCCCUCUCACAUUUAAAAAAAAAUUAAAAUCCAUUAUACCAGACAUUUCGCUGUCUUGAAGAGUAUAACCCAACUGCCUGAAUGGUGACUUAAAAACGGGUCUGCCUCGUUUUUUUGUGAAUUAUAGAUCUAUUUCUGUCUAUAGUGUAAAGUUAGUUGCGAACAUUACUCUUUAGACAUCUAAAACAAUAACAAAGAACCAUAGGUAGAAUGAGACCGACUUCGAUACCAAUAUUGUGAACUAUACAAAUUUCCCACACGAGUUUGGUCUUCUCCUACCUCACGUUGUUGGUGUAAGGUGGUUAAACGUAGGUGACCUGCACUUUGAUGUGUGGUUUUUAUCGAUUCCGUCGGUUGUCUGAAAUUUUCCAAUGAAUACGUAUGAUAAGCGCCAGCACGUAUGCAACGAGGAGUAACAACAUUGGGUAUUUAGAAAGGGGGGGGGAGGGGAUACCAUCAUCUUGGCGGCUUCUGGUGGUGCAAUUGAGAUUCAAUCAUUUUAAUUCUACUCGCAUGGCGCAAUUCUGUGCUCAUGCCAGGGGCACUGCACUAUCCACACGCAUUUCAACUACUUCACUGACAACACACAGCUAGCAGUCCGGGCAGACGAAUAGAACUAAUUGAAAAUAAUAUCACAAAUGACGAGGAUGGUAUGAGACAGGUUGGACUAAAAGAGAUGAGAUGAUGACGGUUAUAAAGAAACUGUGGCCUAGGCAGUGUAGAAAUACUGCUUGGACAACGAGACUUGCAGGCAAACUUAAGAGCUGUGGUGUCUCUGAAAACAGGCUGAAAACUACAAUCUACGAUGUCAAACUAUACACAAACCGUGGGAGUUGUUUCCACGACAUCUGUCUAUACCAGCUAUAUCGAAAGGCAGUUCUUAGCAGCCAUUUACGGUCUUAUUUCAUUCGCCGGUGUGCUAGGAAACUGCGCUGUCUUACUGGCCGUGGUUCUCUCCCGUAGACCUCGCACCGUCACCAACGUUUUCGUGGUCAACUUGGCCGUGGCGGAUCUCAUCACGUGUCUGAGUAUGCCCAUCUCGAUCUUGGCUGCUCUGAGUGAGAGCAGGGAAGAGCUGCUCGUCUCUAGAAAUCUGUGCGCGUUUCAAGGGUUCGUGCUCAUCGUUUGCAUCGGCUGCAGCCUGAAUAAUAUUGCCGCAAUCGCCGUCUAUCGCGCCUUGAUCACCCGUCGGCAAAACUCGAGCCGACUCCGAGCGCUGUUCAGUCGCCGCGGCCUGGCAGUCAUGGUUUCUACAAGCUGGCUGAUCCCGUUUGCUGUCGGACUGUUGCCCAUCGUAUCUGAGUUCGGCUCUUAUGAAUACGACUUUAAACUUAGUACCUGCACGUUCAAUCCCACAGCCAACGGAUCCAGUACAUUCUCCAAAAUCAUGGUGGCCCUCUACUAUCCUGUGCAACUCCUUACCACUUUCGCAAGUUACGCUGUCAUCUUGUACACGGUGAGAAGACACCGCCGACGAAUUACUGCUGCUACCGAGCGACGCGUGGCCGUUGUUGGAAGUGCCACGAUGAAGCUACCUCCAUCACCCAACACGCCUGGGCCGUCGCACAAGCCGGCCUGGCAGGGUCUUUCAGCGAAUGACCGGUUGCGAGUAGCGCCUGCUCACGGUCCCCUGCGGCAGCGAAGUCGGCCGGGGUCUUUUCCCGCCAUCCGUCCGUCGUCACGCGCGGCUGUCGGGCCGCCUGCUCAAGGCAGACGCCAUAUCCAUCGACAAAUCAAAGUUAACCUGAGCUUGUUUCUCGUCGUCUUCUUCUUUCUGCUGUGUUUCACACCCUACUCGGUGCUGAUGGCGCUUCUCAGGAAUAAAUCGCUAAAAGUUUUCCCCUUUCUGGGCGCCCUGGUCACAUUCAACAGCUGCGUAAACCCUGUCAUUUACGCGGCCCGGCACCCGGACUUUAAGACGGUCAUUCGCAGCAUUUUGCUGUGCAGGCCCUCCCAGAUACCCAUGAAAUCAUCAUUUCUCCAGAGCUUGCUGAGCUUGCGACGUCAAUGAUAAACACACUACUUUGGAUGCAACUUGCAGACUAAUGAUUUGAAUGAAAGCUUGAAAAAAAUUGCCAUAAACUUACCCUCGACUCCAUCAGAUAUAAUAGUGAACAUUCCCUUUCAGCCAUGGAUUUCAGAAAACGGUGCGUGAAUUUUGAAGUCGGAAUUAUCACCGGAUCCCAUCACUUUAAGUCGAACGCUUAUAUGUAUGUACACUAUUUCAUUGUGAAAUAGAUUACAAUGUGUGAAGACGAACAGAGUAAAAAGUCCAAGAUUAAGUUGCAACUACCCUGGUGUAUCAUCCACUUCCAAUAUCAUUUAAGUAGCACAAAGGGAGAAAUUAAAGAAUGUUUUAAUCUUGUGACAUCAUGAUUACACCCGUAGUAACGACCGUGUGAUCAUGAUGUCACGUUUACAUGUAAUAAGUGAUAAGAACCGAAGUUUGGUAAAUAUACAUAACUGUUUGGCUAGGUGUUUUAGUUUAGUGUUAGUUGUAAGUCUUUAUAAUGCUGUAAUUACUGUUUAACUGUAUUUACUGCUUUUACACUGGAAAGAGAAUGUCAGCCGCUCCGAGCUGAAGUGCACCCGCAAUCGGCGAAAGAAAGACAGGUGGUUACAAGCGGGUUCUUGCACGCGUUCUGCGUGUAUGCAAAGACCAUACAUGCCGGAAUAAAUUAGUUAUGCGUACUCAGCGUGUUCCGCGUCAAGCGCGCAUAUACUUACGCACCUCAUGGCACACCUAUGCGGGAGUACCCCCCCAAAAAACACGCCCUCUUUUGUUCCGCUCGGAGUGGAUAAUAGAACGUAGAUCUGAAUCGUACGUAAAUUCAUGUACGCAGACAUUUUAUAACACACAUUUCCCCUGAAUGCCUUUCGUAUACCCGGUAUAAUAAUGCACAUUUGUAUACUUGUUUUUGUUUCGUGUAAGUACACUAUGCCAUGUGGUACUCACCUACGUUGUAGGCUACCCGAAAAGAGAGUUUUUUGUUCCUGUAGGACCGAAGCAAAUGUAAGCUGCUGUGAGGUUAAAAAACCAGGAGUUCACGAACUAUAGUGACAAUAAAUAAGGGUUCAGAUGAUCGA